GUCAGAGGGAAGAGAGGCUGCGAGCUGCUCACACACGUCCGCUAAUAUGCAGUGGUCAUGACAUGGAGCUCUGUUUCUGAAACUGUUUGCGAGAGGAAAAGCAGGAAGCAGACAUGUCAGAGAAGAAGCCACGUGGCUCAGACACUCGUCCCAAAUGUGGCCUCCGCAGCUGGAGCGCAGACAGCCACGUCUGGCGGGGGAAGAAACGCUCUCGGAGCUCUCGCAACGGGUCGAGCCCCGGAGGGUCCGAGGCGGAGGCGGCGGAGGAGCUGGGUGUGAGGUCCACGUCGUGUCCGAGGCGACGCAGGGAGAGGAAGUGCAGCUGCAGCGCUCUCGGGGACGCGCUGACGUGCGGGGACAUCGACGUGGUGUGCAGGAAGGCCUUGUCUCGGCGGUCUUUGAGGCAGAAGUUUCAGGAUGCCGUGGGUCAGUGUCUUCCCCUGCGCUCCCACCACCACCACCACCACCAUCACCACCACCACCCGCCGGGCUCCUCGCGGCCCUUCUCGGUGCUCUUCUGGUCCAAACGAAAGAUCCACGUCUCGGAGCUCAUGCAGGACAAGUGUCCGUUCUCGCCCAAAUCUGAAAUGGCCCGAUGCUGGCACCUGAUAAAAAGUCAUGCCGCCCACCCGAACGCCCUGAAAGACAUGGAGGUUCCCCUGAAAGCCAGUGUGUCUUCUUCUACCUCCCCGCCACACACCCCGCUCUCCUGGGAGGACAUAUGCUGCUCCCCUGGGCCCGGGAGCACCAGCCUGGACGACUGGGACCCUUCUUGUCCUCACGGGGGGGCGGCGGGCAGCUGCGGCCACACUGACUACAUCCUGGUCCCAGAUCUCCUCCAGAUCAACAACAGCUCCUGCUACUGGGGGGUGUUAAACCGCUUUGAGGCGGAGGAGCUGCUGGAGGGCCAGCCGGAGGGCACGUUUCUGCUCCGGGACUCUGCCCAGGAUGAGUUCCUCUUCUCAGUCAGCUUCCGCCGCUACAGCCGCUCCCUGCACGCGCGCAUCGAGCAGAACGGCAAGCGCUUCAGCUUCGACGUGCGCGACCCGUGCAUGUACCAGGACCCCAGCGUGACGGGACUGCUGAGGCACUACAGCGACCCGGCCACCUGCCUCUUCUUCGAGCCCCUGCUUUCCAAGCCGCUGCCGAGGACCUUCCCUUUCUCCCUCCAGCACCUGUGCAGGGCCGUGAUUUGCAGUUGCACCACUUACCAGGGCAUAGACAGCCUGCCGCUGCCCCCACAGCUCAGGGACUUUCUCAGACAGUACCACAUUAAGUGCGAUGGGGCCUGUGCCAUGUGAAUGUCCGAAACUCAUAAGACAGGCCAAACAAAGGCACCUUACGCCGGCACCUUUGAAGUUUAAGGAUGAAGAAGAGUCAAGAAUGUCCGUUGAUCGUGAUGCGUCGACGUUUAAAGCAAAAAUGGACAGGACGUCUCCUUCAGUCUUACAGGCUGUUUAAAACUUGGAUUUAUUCAGUCGAGCUCACAGGAUAAGAAAGGAGUUACUAGAGAUGACGGAGACACUCAGAACUGAACAAAAAAGUUCUAAAACAAAUCAAGUGAUUAAAAUCACCAAGACAUUACUUCUUUUCCCCAUCAUGUGUGCACCUUUCCUGGCACACAUGGAGAGUAAAACCUCUUGUCGUGUUUAAUCAUGACAUUUCCCUGCAUAGAAUCAGGUACAGAGACUCCAUAUGCAUCAAGUAUACAUGAUUAAUUAAUCAAUAACUUUUCUUUCAAACAGAUGUUUAGACAUCUCUGUAACCUUUUACCUCUCCAGUGUGCUUCUGAAUAUUUGUCUUCUAGACAAAAUAGUGCAAAACACUUUCUUGCAUUCCUGUCUGCAGCCACAAGAUGGCGUCACAGCUGCACCAAUCGCCACUCGGUAUUUUAACAUCAACUGUGCCUCCCCGUUUAACUGUUUACAUGCUGGAGGGGAGUAAGCUACAAAGAAUUCCCUUCAAAGUAUGUGAAUCACUUUGAUGGCUCCGAUUUAUAUUAUAUUCACUACACUGAUGCACAAACCAAUAAAUGCUAUUUAAACUGA
This is a messenger RNA of Mugil cephalus (flathead mullet), 2048 nucleotides long. RefSeq names its product suppressor of cytokine signaling 4 (gene socs4). Gene Ontology annotation, molecular function: 1-phosphatidylinositol-3-kinase regulator activity. Gene Ontology annotation, biological process: intracellular signal transduction; phosphatidylinositol phosphate biosynthetic process. Lineage: Eukaryota; Metazoa; Chordata; Actinopteri; Mugiliformes; Mugilidae. The coding region runs from base 114 to 1301 and encodes 395 amino acids. Gene Ontology annotation, cellular component: phosphatidylinositol 3-kinase complex. The transcript is spliced from 2 exons. The record is from RefSeq and is a predicted model, not a curated record.